AUGUCAUUAUCAAAUAUUAGCGCAAAUGAAAUCGAUGCAUUCGGUGAAAUUUUGGCUACAUUUGUAACUAUUUGUUGCUACCUGAUGAUUAUUCUUGGUUUAAUCAGUCAUUCAUUGAGCAUAGUUGUCUUUACACGUCGAUCACUUCGUUCAAAUCCAUAUUCGUGCUACUUUUUGGCAGCAACACUGAAUGGUGUUUAUGUUGUUACCAUGAAUAUGCUUCUCUGGCCUCUUCAAGUCAUUAGAGAUCGUGAUAUAUCCUUUCUUUUCGCUGAUAGUGCUCGACAAAAAUCGAAUACAGUUGGGAUUCUUUUUACUAUUGAAAUUGAUCUAUCAAUUUCAACAAUCCCUUACGCUUCAUUAAAAGAUAUUAGUUAUUACUCUAAAAAACAAAAUGCAGAAGAAGAAAUUCUAUUUUCAAUGCACACUAUUUAUCAAAUUGGUCAUAUCAAGCAGAUUGACAAUAAUUUCUGGGAAGUCAAUCUUGUAUUAACCAAUGGUAAUGAUGUACAAUUGAAACUUUUAACUGCUCACGCGCGAGAAGAGCUUGGAGGAACCGAUGAAAAGCAUGCACUUGUUCCAUUACUUUUCAAAAUGGGAGAACUCAAAAAAGCUGAAGAAAUCGCUUUUGCAUUAAUUCAGUCAACGUCUGAAUUAAAUUUAAACGAUACUAUGUACUACAGUUUUUUUUAUCUAGGACAGGUGAAAUACGCUGUAGGUGAUUAUUCGACAGCGUUGUCGUACUUUGAGAAGGCUAUAAGUAUUGCAGAAAUUUUUUUUUCAUCAUACCAUUCAACUUUGGCAGUAUUUUAUAAUGAUAUCGGUUUAUGCUACAAUUCAACAGAUAAUCAUUCAGCUGCACUGUUGUACUACGAAAAAGCUUUGAAUAUUCAAGAAAAUCAUCCUAUAUCGAACCAUUCUCAUUUAGCUGCAACCUAUAUGAACACUGCUUUAGCGUAUGUAUCAAUGGGGGAUUAUGCAAAAGCACUGUCCUUUUAUGAAAAGGCAAAAACUAUGCAAGAAGAAAUUUUACCACCUAUACAUCCUGAUCUUGCUACUUGCUAUAACAAUAUUAGUAAAACAUAUAGUUCUAAAGGACAAUACAAAGUUGCGCUUUCAUUCUCUGAAAAAGUUCGCCAUAUUCGAGAAAAGAAUCUUCCAUCUAAUCAUUAUUCUCUAUCUAGUUGUUACGAUCAAAUUGCUCUUAUUUAUGAAAAAAUGGGAGAAUAUUCAACGGCACUUUUGUUUUAUGAGAAAGCACUCAAUAUUACACAAAAAUUGGUUCCAAAAAACUAUCAUGAUAUAGGUACACAAUACAAUAAUAUUGGUAUGACAUAUUAUGAAAUGAAAGAUUAUUCAAUGGCUUUGUCAUAUUAUAAAAAAAAGCUCUUCAAAAUCAUAAACAAUCUCAUUUUGAAGUCUCUUCGAGCGUGGCUACAGUUAACAACAAUAUGGGUUUAG
This is a messenger RNA of Rotaria socialis, 1461 nucleotides long. NCBI's taxonomy places the organism in Eukaryota, Metazoa, Rotifera, Eurotatoria, Philodinida, Philodinidae. The record is from the annotation of a GenBank genome assembly.